Messenger RNA from Plasmodium vivax (malaria parasite P. vivax), 4287 nucleotides. RefSeq lists its product as hypothetical. Gene Ontology annotation, cellular component: membrane. The record is from RefSeq and is a predicted model, not a curated record. NCBI's taxonomy places the organism in Eukaryota, Apicomplexa, Aconoidasida, Haemosporida, Plasmodiidae. Gene Ontology annotation, molecular function: palmitoyl-(protein) hydrolase activity. Bases 1 to 4287 code for a protein of 1428 amino acids. The transcript is spliced from 2 exons.
AUGCAAACCCAUUCCAAACGAUUGAACAAACGGAACCCCCUCUUUUUCACCCCCCACGUGCAGACAAACUACGACAACAGAAUAGAACUAUGCAAGUUUUACAUGAAAGAGUCGGUGAAGCUGUCACUGAUUAUAAGUGACAUUCGAGCGAACGCCAAGGAAGCGAUUCGGCAGGAAAGUACCCCCCGUGGAAAUCUAAAAAUUAAACUAGAGCAGCUCUUCUCAAAUAGCAAUAACAAAGAUAACUACUUCAAUUUUUUCAGCGGCCUGUAUAUAUUUUACACGCUCUACAUUAGCUAUUACCUCUACAUCAAUUUGGAAGAAAAUGUCGAUUUCAGUGAUGAGCAGUUACUUUUUUAUUACUACUUGAAGCUCUUCAUGAUAAGAAUAAACGAACUGAAGGUGUACAUUCAUCAGGAGGAUAUUAUAUACCCGGAAAUCCUCACAGAAAUAAAAAUCCACAAAGACUUUAACGAAGCAGUGCACGAGUUCAUACGUAGUAGGAACCCCUCCUAUGAGAAAUUCUGCGCGCCCACAACGGAAAGGGGGAAGGACUCAACAUUUCAGAGAGCAAGAUGGGGGUUCAAUAUUUGGAAGUAUGUAUUUAGUAGGAAGGGUGUGCAGGACUGCGGGGAAGCGGAGGAAUAUGCAAAAUUGCUGCCCGAAAAGGCGCAUGAGAAUAAUUCCAAAGGGGAUAAUGGCAAUCGUGGUGGUCUGCCCCCCGGGAGGAAUCCCCCCCAGGAGGAAGGAAAACUAGGGAACUUCUCUAAGGCAAAAAAAGGGGACACCAUUUAUGAUGGCUCGAAAGAUGGAGACAGUUCUAAGGACAUCCCGCCCAAUUACAUCGACAUAAAUAUCUUGAGCCUGUUUUACCAUGAAAAUUACGAAAAAUCAAUCACGCACGUUAACUAUAGGGACUUCUUUAUGCUCAUAAACGGUGACGACUUCCUGCGACUGAUAGACGAGUUGACGCAUUUUUUAAACAAACUGGGGGAACUUUUCAAAGCGAACACACAGAGGGAAAACGUGCACUUGAGAAAUAUCCCCAAGUGUAUUAAUAACUAUAUAAAAAGACACAUUGCGGGGACGAUGGAUUUGUUCAAGUACGAGCUGAUUUUUAAGUACUACGGGAAACAGCAGUAUUUGCAAGUCAACGGGGCGAAAAUAGACUGCAUGUUCAUCCCCUGUAAGAGGUUUCUAAGUGAUAAAAUACAGUCGUAUAUCGAUUUGAGGAAGGCGGAAAGGGAGCGCCCAACGAAGACACCCACCAAUGGGCACGUCUUCCUAAACGCCUUCAACAACGACUUUUACAAUUACCUUUAUCAAGACGAUUAUUUGUACGGCAUCCCCGUCGUGCUCUACUUCAACCCCAAUGCUGCCUACUACGAACUGAAUGCUUGCUAUUCCGGGUCACUCAAAUUUUACCUAGAAAAUAAUGUAAACGUUUUCGUGUAUAACUAUCGAGGGUACAGCAAAUCUAGUGGUUACCCAAAUUUGAAUAGAAACAAUCUGGACGCUUUAAAAAUUGCGGAGUAUCUUUUAUCCAGGAAGGUCAAACAUUUAGGGCUACAUGGGACGUCCAUUGGAGGCCCCCUCUGUUCCUACGUGUCCUACCAUCUCUGCAACUUUAACCAAAAAAGUAAUAACAUGGAGUGUUUAGACAAGUUGUACAAAAAUGAAAUUCGCAUCAAGAUCACCUGCAAGCAGAUAAACAAAACGGUCAAGUUGAUGAGCAGGAGGAAGGACAAAAUUUUGAACAUCCUCCUCAUCCCCAUUAAGUAUGUCGUCCUGCUGCUCCAGUUCAUCGUGCUGUGCAAGUUGAAAAUGUCCAACGUGCGCCUUCGGAGGAGGAUCAACCUGAGGAGAAGCGGCGCGAGCGGCGCGAGCAGCAAUAGCGGGGGAAGCGGCAAUUGCAACCGUGGCAACCGUGGGGACGGGGGGGACGCCCGCCCGAGCAUAUCCUUCGUGUGCAUCGACAAGUCCUUCUACAACUUCGAGGAAGUGGCCAGGUACAUGGUGGGCGAGUACGCCUACAACGUCCUGCAGUUCACCUCCUACAAACUGGACAUCACCAAAUAUUACCUCAAUUCGAACGUCCCCAAAAUUUUGAUUUACGACAACAACGAUGAGAUAAUUCACUACAUGUCGAGUGUCGUCACGGGGGUGUCAAAGGAAAUUUCAAAGCUGUACAAAAGUGGGGUAGGCAAGGCGGGGGGCAACACGGAAAGCACCGCGGAUGGCAGCGUGGAUGGCAGUGCGGAAAGUAGCCAAAUUUUGCUACCCCUGCUGGGGGGAGGUUCUAAUGAAGGCGCGUGCACACCGCAGACAGGGAUGUAUUCCGACUUGUACUCGAAGAAAAGGGCCCUCCCCGAGCUGCCUCUCCCUCAGAGGAAGCAGCCCCUGAAUGGAAGUAUUCUCGGCAGCCUGAGUGGGAAACCCCGCUUUACCGCCCAACUAAUCAUAGACGAAAGUGUGGACAAGUGCUGGUUCGAAAAUAAAGUGAAAAAAAUUGACAUUGUCCUUUUUCUGCAGAGCUGGAAGGUGCUAAACGAUUGCAUUUUGUUUCUAAAUAAAUCCUCCACAACGAACAACGCCUUCAUUUCGAUAGGACUAGAGACGUAUAAAUCUAUCAUGUCUUUGUACAAUUCGAAGGAGAACAACCUGGAAAAGCAAACGCACAAUGCUAUUUAUUGCAUCUAUAAUGAUAAUAUGAGCUUUAUGGAUACCUUUAAGAAGGUAAACCCUAAUUACGACGAUUUCGGGAUGGCAAAAAUUGCGGGUAAAGAUAGCCUUGUGAAGAAGCCAAAUGUGUGUGAUGCGCUCCGAGAAAAUGAGGACUUCAAAUUGGAAAUGGAAAAGCUGAACAAGAUGUUGAAAGAUCUGUACAUGUCAAAGAGGAAGGAAGUGGAAAAGGUGCACUUCACGUAUAGCGGAUUUUUCCUCAAAAAUGAUUACCUAUAUAAUUAUAUUAAUACGAAGAAUAAGAACAAGGAGGAACCUGCCUUUAACAUAGAAGAGGUGGAAAUCGUUAGCUUCUUAAACCAGUUUAGUGAUUCUUUAACCGAAAUUUCGAACGCGAUCAAUUACAAUUUGAAUUCUUGUGGGCAGUUAUUAGCAGAAUUGGAUGAAGUUGCGGAAAAUGAAAAAGUAAAUUUUUUCAAAUCUUUCAUUUUUAGAAUGAAGGUGUACGGUUCCUACCCCUCUCAGUGUUUUACCUCCUCAGAUGAGGAGCAAUACUGUAAUUCCAUUCAUCAGCUCCCGUUUAUUUUAUCCGAGUGUUGCGACCAGGGGGGGUUGGAUCUUCACGGGAAGGGUAGAAACAACCCCUACGAUUUGAACCAUACCCGAGAUGACGAACCGCUCUUCGAUGGGGAGUACCCCAACAGCGACUCGGAGGAUGCAUAUUUCAUGCAGAGCGAUUCUGAAAAGAGGACCACCAAAGUUACAGGGGAGCAAAACAAAGACACUCCUCACUUCAGUCACACUUUUGCAGGGGACUACAACUGUGGUAUGUUUCCCCCCUACGUGGUGGUAAAAAGGUCCAUGUUUUUGCACGACUUGGUUGUAUGCUUGGAUUGGUUUAAGAGGGGUGCUUCGGUUGGUUCAUCCUCGAGCGUUUUUUACCAGCUGGAUGAGGACACCUACUUAGUGAACCCCACACAACUGCUGCACUCCCUGAAGGCGAAAAAGCAGAAGGAGCAGAGCAGCCAGAAAAAUAACGCGACGCGCCCAAACAGUGGCAACUUUCUGGACAUAUUUUCCAGCGACAUCGGGGUAGACAUAAGCAGUGAGGAUUUUUCGAAGGAGCUGGAAAAGUACGUAAGCUGGAUGCGCCUGAACAACCGAAUGAGCUUAUGCAAAAUAUUGCUUUCCCUAAAAAGCGAAUUGCGAAAAAUGAAAAGCUACACUGAGAGCUUAGUGUAUGAAUAUAGCACCAUUAACCAAGGCACCAACAUUCACUUUAUCAUUUUCCUAAUCUACCGCAUACUCAUUUUUAAGAAGCUACUAACCCAUACUUAUAUAAUUUACACAUUUUGGGAACGGUUGAGCACUUCCUUGGAUGUGAAAUUGAAUGAUGGUGAGGAGGCUGGACGAACUGUGGACCUUCUAACUUUGGAGCCCAUAUCUCACUUUGACGUUUUCUACAGGGGCGCCUAUAAGGUGUACUCCCCCAAAAUUUUGGGAUGCCCCCUGAUGGUGAACUGCGGACAUAACGGCACGCUAACCAAGGAGGACCUCGGCUUUUUCAGCACCUGUUUGAAUUACUACCUCAAGGAGUACACAUGA